Paramecium sonneborni is the source of this 747-nucleotide messenger RNA. The record is from the annotation of a GenBank genome assembly. NCBI's taxonomy places the organism in Eukaryota, Ciliophora, Oligohymenophorea, Peniculida, Parameciidae.
AUGAAUGAAGAAAUUAGAAACAUACUAAAAAAAAUAUUAGAAAUGUAACUUGAUUGCACUUAGAUACUUACAACAAUUCUAUUUAAAAAUAAUGAUCAAUAGAAAGAUGAAGAUAUGUAUAUAAAUAAAUAAAAUAUGGAAGAACAAAAGAAUUAAUUUGAAUAAGUUGAUAAAAAAUAAAAAAAAAAACAUCUUAAUAAUGAAAAAUCUAUAGAAGUAGCAAAAUAAAAUAAUUCAGAUUUUUAAUAAAAAUUAAUCUAUGAUGUGAAUUAAGAAAUAAAGAUAUCUCCUGAAGAAUGUUAUAAGAAGCUUAAUAAUAUUAUAUAAGAUUUUAGAUAGAAAAAUUCUUUAGCAAUUAAACCUUAAAAUUUUGAUUUCCAAUAGAUAAAGGACUAUCAUAAUAAAAGUAAGUUUAAAGAGUUAAGAAAUUAGAUAAAGCAAAUAGUAAAUUGUAUAGACAAUAAGAAAUGGAUAAUUUAAAAAGCUAAUGGACAAAAAGUUAUUUAAUGUCCUUCAUGUGAUUUUUAAGGAUUUUCUGGAGUUUAUCAUCCUCAUAUAUUGAAGAAACAUUGUUAAAACUAUUAUAUCUUUUGUUGUUUUAUAUGUUAUAGAGAUUUUUAAUCAUAUAUCUUAUUGAAAAAACAUCUAAAAAGAUAACAUAAAUAAAUAAUGAAUACUAGUUCAGAUGUAGAAAUAAUAAAAGUUUAAUAAGACGAUAAUGAGAAUGAUUUAAGUAUAAGUAUUUGA